UUGGGAAAACUGAGGCCACAGUGGGUCGCCACAAGCCCAAGGUGCCAUCACCACGUUGUAACUCAGGGGUUCCCUCCGACGGCCUUACAGGAACUCCAACUCCCUGAACAGAGCACCGUCCCAUUAUACAAACAGCUGCUCCCUUUCGUCCGGCUUUGGGCGCAGUUUGACGUCACAGAAGAGCUGCCUUGCCUCACCCUGCCCCUUCGGAAGCCCCGCCCCCUGCCCGGCUCCGCCUCGCUCGGCGUUCGUCAAGCUCCGCCUCCAGCGCUCGUCCCCGCGCGGGUAGCCCUGGAGUGCCCCGCGCGGCCUCUCUUCCGGCCCCGCCCCUCCUGGCUGCCAUGACAACGAGUCUGCGCCCCGCGCUCAGCUGGUUCUCCGGCGGAGCCCAGGCUGGACCGCGGGCCCCGGCCUGGGGGCCACUGCUGCCACCGCCGCCGCCACCUCGUCUCCUCCCCGUCCCCGCCCAGCCCCAGGUCUCCCCGCCUCACUCGGGCCCGUGGCCGGGGUCACUUCCCGCCGCCCCUCCCCGCACGGAUGCCGAAGGUGAAGGCGCUGCAGUGCGCCCUGGCGCUGGAGAUCAGCUCAGUAACUUGCCCAGGAGUCGUGCUUAAAGACAAAGAGGACAUCUAUCUUAGCAUCUGUGUGUUUGGCCAAUACAAAAAGACACAAUGUGUCCCAGCCACUUUUCCCCUGGUCUUCAAUGCCAGAAUGGUGUUUGAAAAGGUGUUCCCGGACGCAGUAGAUCCUGGAGAUGUGGUUACACAGCUUGAAUAUGAUACAGCAGUGUUCGAGUUGAUACAGCUAGUUCCACCAGUGGGUGAAACACUGUCUACGUAUGACGAAAAUACACGAGAUUUCAUGUUUCCGGGUCCAAACCAAAUGUCUGGACACCAUGAUUCAAACCGCCAGGUUACCAUGAGGAGGAUUUCUGGCCUUCGAGGAAAUGCUCCAAGGCUGGAAUUUUCUACAACUUCAGUGAUUACUGAAUGUCUGAUAAGUUCAAGGAAAUGCCACACUCAGGAUAAAUUUAUUUACCAUUUGGCUCCAGUUGAAAAAUCACAUGGCAGACUGCAAAACAGAACAUCAAGAUCACAAAAGAAAAAAUCCAAGUCACCUGAGAGAAGUAAAUACUGUAUAAAUGCAAAAAACUACGAACAGCCUACAAUUUCUUCAAAAUCACACUCUCCAUCUCCCUACACAAAAAGACGCAUGUGUGAGCUAUCUGAAGACACCAGGCGGCGGCUGGCCCAUUUAAAUCUGGGACCCUAUGAGUUCAAAAAAGAAACAGAUAAACCUCCAUUUGUGAUUAGACAUGUUGAUCCCCCAAGUCCCAGGGCUGAUACUUUAUUGGGAUCUUCUGGAAGAGACUGUGAAAGAGAUGGAUGGUCAAGGGUGCACAAUGAUCAUUCUCAUCUUGGCUGCUGCCGACCCAAGGAUUAUAAGGUUAUCAGAACACCCCAUGGGAGAGACUUCGAUGACUCUUUAGAAAAAUGUGAAGAGUAUCUGAGCCCAAGGUCGUGUAGUAAGCCCCGGCAUUCAGCGAGGACCUUACUAGUCCAUUCAGCACCCUCAACAAUGCCAAAGCAUUCUCCAAGCCCUGUGUUAAAUAGAGCUUCUCUCAGGGAAAGAUUUCAAUCUGAUUGGUGUUCACCUUCAAACUGCGAUGAGAUCCAUGACCGGGAUGAGAGAGACCUAGAGAAAGAUGAUGAACUGGAACUGAAAAGAAGUCUUUUAUGUAGAGACUCUGCCUAUGACAGUGACCCCGAGUAUAGCUCAUGUCAGCAGCCACGUGGCACUUUCCAUUUGGAUGACGGUGAAUACUGGUCCAACAGGGCAGCCUCUUAUAAGGGAAAAUCCCACCGACCCAUCUUUGAGAACAGCAUGGACAAGAUGUACAGGAACUUAUACAAAAAGGCCUGUAGUUCUGCUUCACAUACACAGGAAAGCUUCUGAGACCAUCCAUGAUAAACCUCAUUAGUGUCCGUGUCAAUUUCUCAAUGAAAAUGUUUGAUGUGAUCAA
Molecule: messenger RNA, 2023 nt
Organism: Pan troglodytes (chimpanzee)
Lineage: Eukaryota; Metazoa; Chordata; Mammalia; Primates; Hominidae
Gene: SPATA6
Product: spermatogenesis associated 6
Exons: 13
Coding region: 538-1956 (472 amino acids)
Biological process (GO): motile cilium assembly; spermatogenesis
Cellular component (GO): sperm head-tail coupling apparatus
Molecular function (GO): myosin light chain binding
Source: RefSeq, a predicted model, not a curated record